AUGGGGAUCGAGCAGAACAGGGGUUGUGGGAAAAAUAAGGUUAGUAACGAAUCAAGGAAAAACAAGCGGCGACAAAGGAAAUCUUCACAGGUUCAGCGGCUGUACGAGGUUUGCAAGGAGGUUUUUGCUGAUUGUGGGCCGGGAAUCGUCCCCACACCUGACAAAGUGGAAAAACUUGCAGCCGUUUUGGAUGGGAUGACCCAAGCUGAUGUGGGCCUACGACCCGAUAUGCCGUUUUUCAGCAGCAAACGAGGCCCGAUCAUAACAUACUUGCAACUCCAUGAAUGUGACCAAUUCUCGAUCGGAAUCUUUUGCUUGCCCCCAACAAGUGUUAUCCCACUUCACAACCAUCCCGGGAUGACCGUUUUUAGCAAGCUACUAUUUGGGACCAUGCACAUUAAGUCUUGUGACUGGUCGAGUGAAGUUGACAAAAACCCGAACAUCACAACUACAACAAAUGGAUUGAGAUUGGUGAAGAUUAAGGUUGACUCGGAGUUCACGGCCCCUUGCAAGACUUCGAUCUUAUACCCCACAGAAGGUGGCAACAUGCACCGAUUUACUGCCAAGUCAGCAUGUGCGGUGCUCGAUGUGCUUGGCCCUCCAUAUUGCGAUCCUGAUGGCCGCCAUUGUCAGUAUUAUUCCGAGUUUCGGUUCGCUAGCUUCUCAGGAGAAAACGAGAACGAGAAAGAAGGCUAUGCGUGGCUCAAGGAGAGGGAAAAACCGGAAGAUCAUAUUGUCGUUGGAGUACCGUAUAACGGACCAAAGAUCGUGAAAAAGUGA
This is a messenger RNA of Striga hermonthica, 780 nucleotides long. The record is from the annotation of a GenBank genome assembly. NCBI's taxonomy places the organism in Eukaryota, Viridiplantae, Streptophyta, Magnoliopsida, Lamiales, Orobanchaceae.